Stegastes partitus (bicolor damselfish) is the source of this 4873-nucleotide messenger RNA. RefSeq names its product RALBP1 associated Eps domain containing 1 (gene reps1). Lineage: Eukaryota; Metazoa; Chordata; Actinopteri; Pomacentridae. Gene Ontology annotation, biological process: endosomal transport; endocytosis. The transcript has 15 exons. Gene Ontology annotation, cellular component: cytoplasm; plasma membrane. Gene Ontology annotation, molecular function: calcium ion binding; protein binding. The record is from RefSeq and is a predicted model, not a curated record. Bases 223 to 2043 code for a protein of 606 amino acids.
UUAGCAUGUGAAACGCAUCAGUUGUGUUUGUGUCACUUCCUGGUGUUUGCAGCUUGUACAUAUUGUUAAUAUUUUUUGCUGAGAAAGGCUGCAGUUGGUCAUUAGAGGAACAAAGUAGACAUCACAUGACCUCUGAUCUAGUUUUGUCAGCACAAAAUGUGGUUGAGAUGUUCAACAAAAAAAUAAUAGUAUGAAAACAGCACUUUGUGCACAAGAUAUACAAUGGAAUGUUUGAAGAUAUGCUUUCUUGUUAUUCUAGUUCCAGGUCCAGUGACUGGUGAUGGCAUGUGGUCCCACUCACCUCCUCCUCCAGGACAGGAAAGUUGGGUCAGUUUUACAGCAGACACACCACCAUCCAGCACGCUCCCAGCAAUGCACCCCUCGUCAGUCCAGGAAAGCACAACGAUACGAACGGUGGCCUCAGCUGCAACGACCAAUGAGAUCCAGAGACAGUCGAGCACCUACGAUGAUCCGUGGAAGAUCACAGAUGAGCAGCGACAGUAUUACAUUAACCAGUUCAAAACCAUUCAGCCUGACCUCACUGGUUUCAUACCAGGUUCAGCAGCAAAAGAGUUCUUCACCAAAUCAAAACUACCAAUUUUAGAGUUGUCACAUAUUUGGGAGCUGUCGGACUUUGAUAAAGACGGAGCGCUGACCUUGGAUGAGUUCUGUGCCGCCUUUCACCUGGUUGUAGCCAGGAAGAACGGCUACGACCUCCCCGAGAAGCUACCUGAGAGCCUCAUGCCAAAGCUGAUUGACCUGGAUGAUUCAGCAGAAGUCCCAGAGUCGACUGCUGAUGUUGGAUACUCUGCAUCGCCAGUGGAAGUGACCCCCAACAAAUCUCCCUCCAUGCCUUCACUCAACCAGGCGUGGCCAGAGAUGAACCAGAGCAACGAGCAGUGGGAGACGUUUAGCGAGCGCUCCUCCAGCUCACAAACUCUGACCCAAUUUGACUCUAACAUUGCACCAGCUGACCCUGACACGGCCAUUGUUCACCCAGUUCCCAUCCGAAUGACGCCCAGUAAGAUCCACAUGCAGGAGAUGGAGCUGAAGAGGACUGGCAGCGACCACAACCACCCGACCAGUCCUCUGCUGGCUAAACCUCCGGAACUGUCUGAAGAAGCCAAAUUACCUGCCUCUAUGAAGUUUGUAGCCGCCAACGCUGUAGGUGAUGGUUACAGCAGUUCAGACUCCUUCACCUCUGACCAGGAGCCAAUCACCAGACAAAGGUCUCAGUCAGGUACGUCUCCAGAGGCACUCAAGGUGGUAGCCCCGCCUCCCCCUCCCCCUCGCCCCCACCCCUCCCACUCUCGCUCCUCGUCUCUGGACAUGAACCGCACCUUUGCUGCCACGUCUGCAACAGGACAACCACAGUCCUCUACGAUAGCCUACCCUCCUGCUGUGCCACCUCGACCGCUACCCACACAGACGUCAGCACCACUCACUGGGCAUCGUGUGGAGGCUGAGGGUGUAUCGGGAGGCGGGGCGGUGCUCACCACCACCUCCCCACAGCAAAUUCCUCAGCAGCCAAACUUUGCAGACUUCAGUCAGUUUCAGGCCUUUGCUGCUUCUGAACAGCCCUCCAGCCUGCCAGAGGUCGACAAACAUAGCGAGGCAGGACAGGCGGACAAGGCACCAGAGGGCGCUGGUCCUUUAAGAACAGUUAAAAGUGACGGCCAAGCAGAUGAGAGAGCCUCAGCUACAGUCAACUCUACAAAAGGCUCAUCUGGCCCUCUAGCUCCUCCACCAAAACCUGUACGUCGGAGGUUGAAGUCUGAAGACGAGCUAAGACCAGAAGACGAGCAGCACGGUCCACAGAAGUCAAACGUCAUAGCUGCUGUCCUGGCCACUCAGCCCUCCAUCCCCAGGUCAGUCGGAAAAGACAAAAAGGCAAUUCAAGCUUCAAUCAGAAGAAACAAGGAGACAAACACAGUUCUGGCACGACUUAAUAGUGAACUGCAGCAGCAGCUGAAGGACCUGCUUGAAGAGAGGAUAUCCCUGGAAGUCCAGCUGGAGCAGCUCAGACCUUUCUCUCAUCUUUAACCAAUGUGUGGAGGAAAACUCUGCUGUAGAUCAUCAGAAGCAAGACUGUGGCCCUCGAUGUGACUCCCUCCUCCCUCCCUCCCUCCCUUCCUCCCUCCACUCUUUUGUCCUUUCGUCAUCCCAGCUUUUUACCCGGAGGCACAGACCUGCCGCAGGGUGUCCCGUUAAAACGCUCAUCCUCAAAUCACACACUGAUCAAUCGUAAACCGGACAGACCUGAGAGCACAGUCUCACCAACGGGAGGAGGCGACAGGAGGGGAUUUAACAAAACUGGCACUUUUCAAUUUUUUCUAAAGAGGGGCGAAAGUGAGGAUGACAGCAAACUGAGAGACGGUUAGAAGCGUCGGACGUGACGCUCCAACUUUAAGUCUGGUCUGAAGACGAACUGCUGGGGUCUGAUUACUUAACUCUCUGAAUGACUGAAGAAGAAACGCAGAGUGUAUUUGUUGUCUGUGUGUGACUGUUUGUGCAUUUGUGUUCCUGUUCAGUGACUUACUCGGAGGCUAGUGUCAGUAUGUUUGACACUGCUGCACCAAACUCCCUUUAAGUGUCGGGUAAUUUAAAGAAAUGUCAAACAAUUUGGGGAAAUACCUAGCCUAACUUAGCCUAAAGACGAACACACUUAAAAGUUAAAUGACAUUUUGUGGUUGUAAGGAUAUUUGUGGGGAAAACCUUCUGAAAAAAUCCAGUCAUUUCCCAAAAUGUUCAAAGCUGUACUUUAAAUGUCACUAUUAUCGUACAUAUACAGAACUGGACAAUAGUCAGCUGUUUUGAAGGCGUUUGUUUUUUAAGUAUCCUCAGAGAUAGUCUGUUCUGCUGAACAUUUGCUGCCUGGUUGUCCUUGGAUGUACACUAUUUUGCAAAAAUCUGAAAGAGGCUUGGAAAACAAGAAGAAAGUAGUGAUAAAUUGACAUUUUUUUGAAUGGAGUUUGGUGUAUUCACCUCCUUUGUAAAACGUACUGGACAACUUCCGUUCAGGACUUCUGGAGUGUAUGUUUUGUGUGAGGCCUUUAGUGGCUAAAUCAUCAUGGUGAAGGCUUUUUGACUCAUCCUGUGACAUAAAUUCAGCCUACCUUCCUCCUAUUACUGCCCCUUCAAGUCUCUACAUAUAUGUGUGUGUGUGUGUCUGUGAGAAAGUGUUGUGUCUUGUUUUUUUUCCAUGUUACACAGUGUUUGAGGAUUGAUGUGACUGAAUGGUUUAACUUUAUGCCAAAUGACUGAACUAUCACUCUCACCUCUACUUUGGCUGUGUGUUGAGGGAAAAUGCAACCUCUCCUCCCUUCCUACUAGGUUUUCUUGAUUUAGUUUCAAACAUAGCUGUGGCUCAACAUUUCAGCUUACUUUUUAAUCUCUUACUCUUGAACGCUGCGGUUAUGUUCGAUCUUUAACUUCACCUGUUUUGGACAGCGUUUGCUCGAAACAGACGUUCACUUGAAAGGUUUGAAGAUGUUCCAGCUGCUUGACUGCGGGUUUAUGAAGAAUCGUGUUGCUGAUCAGGGAGACGUUUUCCCUGCGAUUUCUCUUCAGAUUCAAACUGAUGGCGCAGGUAGAGUUGAUUUAAAAAUUCAGCUGUUUUUCCAAUCAGGCAGUCAGCACUAUGCAAGUACGGGCGAUACAUCCUCACAGACCAACUAUACUUAGCUGUUUGUACUUUGAUAGUAGCAACUGUGUGAGCAGUAUACUGUUUUUUUUUUUUUUUUUGGUAUCGUAGAUCUUCCAGAACCAUCUACUGUAUGUUUGUGACUCAUUUUGCCUUUUUUUUUUUUUUUUUGGUACUGACGAGCGGUCCGCUUCCCCCUGCUUCCGCUCCAGAGGGAAGUAAAGUCCAGAUCAGUGUUUUUAUCAGGGCAGUUUCACCUGAAGUCUGCAAGAUAUGACCCUUGCUGGGUGUAGAUGAAGCUUAACAGGAGACCAGUCAACAGAAUGGGAGACCUGAAUGACCCAACUGCACUUUGAACCGAACCUCCCUUCCUCCCCCCCACACACACACACACACCAAUCUCCCUCAUUAUUUCUUUUAUUUGUUACGUUCCUCUUUGCUUACUUUUAACCUGCAUGUUUGUUCUUGUCUCUCACAUUUAUUUAAAAAAACAAAGACGCUAUAAGAAGAAAAACACGACGAACCACUUGAGUUUUAUUUCUUCAGUACAUCCUAGAAACUGUAAGGUUUUUGUGCCAGUGUCCUAAAAUGUCCUAUUUUGUUUGGUCAAUUCACUUUUUUUUUAUGAAUGUUUUGUCCCUGUGUGUUGGUGAAGCAUCAGUCUUCUUCUAAAGCCUUACUCCCCCCCCAGACUGGCGUUCAGGUUUCCACAGUGGCUGACUGACCUCUCUUCCUUGUUGUAUCAAGGCUCGCCUUCUUUUUUCUGCUGUUGAGGACGAUGAUGUACUUGGUGUGUAUGUGUGCGUGUGUGUGCGCGUGUUCUAUUGUUUGCAGACCUGGAACUAAUACCAUUUAAAACCCUAUUAAACACCUUUGAGUGGGAUUGAUUGAUGUUUGCUAGCACAACAGCUCCCCUCUUCAUCCCUAAACCCCAAAAGGCAAUCCAGGCAGGCAGAAGCAAUCAAGUCAUUACUGAGGUCUCUGAUGGGAUUUUGAAUGCUAUUUGCUCCCAGAUCUGUGUUGUAUAUUGUAUAUGAUACACACUUUUGGACUCAUAUGUAAAUUUGCAUUAAUUGCUGACUAACAGCGAAAGAAUAUUCUAUUUAAUUCCUUCUCUCUUGGCUGUGGGAUCCUAGAUGUUUAACUGCAUGGAUGUACUGUAUCUCUGCAGAGUCAACUAGCAGCUGUGUGAUUUUUACACAAAAAUAAAAAACGGCACAAUAUUUUAAA